This is a messenger RNA of Sesamum indicum (sesame), 2690 nucleotides long. Its product is annotated as phosphate transporter PHO1 homolog 9. Lineage: Eukaryota; Viridiplantae; Streptophyta; Magnoliopsida; Lamiales; Pedaliaceae. The record is from RefSeq and is a predicted model, not a curated record. Gene Ontology annotation, cellular component: trans-Golgi network; Golgi apparatus; plasma membrane. Gene Ontology annotation, molecular function: phosphate transmembrane transporter activity; inositol hexakisphosphate binding. Gene Ontology annotation, biological process: cellular response to phosphate starvation; phosphate ion transport.
CACUCAGACAGUGACGCUUCUAGGCAGCCAACUUUGAUUCAAAACGACUACAAUUCUGAUUGACAGAAUGUAGACCAAGUCCUCUUGCACAAUUUAGUUUACUUCUUCUUGCUCUUGUUCGAACCAUUAUAUAAGAGAAUGUUCGGAAAAUAUGACUACACAAUAAACCACCAAGACUCUCCAGAAACAAGAUUUCAGACAGUACCCUAGGAAAGCAGCUUCUCUCUUUUCUAUUAAGUUUCAGGCCAGUAAGAAUAGUUAGAACUCGAAUAGGAGAGAGAUUUUCUUGUUUCAUAGCUAAGCAAGUAUGAAGUUUGGUAAGGAAUUAACUUCUCAAAUGGUGCAAGAAUGGCAGGGAGCAUACAUGGACUACAGCCAUCUCAAGAAGCUGCUGAAAGAGAUCAUGAGAUUUCGACUGCAGAAUGCACCUCAGUUUUCGAGCCGAAAGGGCUUCCUGACAAGGAGGCUAACCAUGUACAGGGCGUUUAGUGGGCUAACAGGCCGAGACAACCAUGUUAGGAGCUCAUCAAAAGAGAAUGAGGAUGAAGUGAUAUUAGUGGGUCCAGUACAGCAAGAGGGCUCUGAAAAUUAUUAUCAGACUACGUUUCUGAGGUCGUCCGAGGAAGGAGGAGGGGAUGAGGUUGUGUUCUUUGAGAAACUUGAUCAUGAGCUCAACAAAGUGCUGAGGUUUUAUAAGGCUAAGGUUGAAGAAGUGAAAGUUGAGGCCGAGGAACUGAGCAAACAGAUGGAUGCACUAAUUGCGUUGAGGAUAAAAGUGCAUAAGCCUUAUGUGGAACAGAAAUUUGCUCCAGCAGUUAAGGUCGGGAGUUCAGCUCCUGCAACAGACAUUGCAUCGGCAAGUGGAGAAAGCCGUGAAAUGGAUGUAAUUGAAGAAGUUGAAACGGGCAGCGAUGGAUCUUCUGGAGAUGAACAGAUCAGAGCUUCGAAGGACAAGAAGGAUAUUAAAGGUUUUAGGCCUGCUCCUGUUGAAGUUUUGGAUCAUGUAAAGAUCAAUGUUGCUCCUGACACUCCCAUCUCGACUUUAAGAAAUGUUAUCAUUUCUUCAAAAUCUGAUCUAUCGUUCAGCAAGGAGGAGCUAAGAAAAGCGGAAGAGAAAUUGGGACGGGCUUUCGUUGAAUUUUACCAAAAACUUCGACUUCUUAAAAGCUACUGUUUCUUGAAUAUGCUUGCUUUCUCCAAGAUUAUGAAGAAAUACGACAAGAUCACUUCAAGAAAUGCUUCUAAAUCUUACUUAGAGAUGAUUGACACAUCUUAUCUUGGCAGCUGCGACGAGGUUAACAAACUCAUCGAAAGACUUGAGGCCACAUUCAUUAAACACUUCACAAACGGCAACCGUGGGAGAGGAAUGAAAUCUUUGAGACCAAGAGAUAAAAAGGAGAGGCACCUGACAACAUUUUUCCUUGGACUAUUCACUGGUUGCUCAACAGCACUGGUCGCGGGUAUCAUUGUCUCAAUACAUGCACGGAAUCUUCUUAAUCAUGAGGGACGACAGCAGUAUAUGGACAAUAUAUUUCCACUCUAUAGCUUGUUCGCAUACAUUUUCCUACACAUGCUCAUGUAUGGGGCAAACACAUACUUCUGGAGGCGAUUCCAGGUGAACUACCCGUUUAUUUUUGGAUUUAAACCAGGAACAGAAAUGGGCUUCAGAGAAAUCUUCCUUCUUGCAUCCGGGCUCUCGGUACUUGCAUUGGCUGCCGUACUCUCUAACUUGGACAUGGAAAUGGACCCUGAAACAAAAAGUUUUCAGACCUUAACUGAACUUGUUCCACUAGGACUAGUUACCGUUUUGCUUCUUAUAAGCAUCUGUCCUUUCAACAUCCUAUAUCGUUCAAGUCGUUUCUUUCUUGUUCGUUGCGCAUGGCGCUGUAUUUGUGCCCCUCUUUACAAGGUUACGUUCUCCGAUUUCUUCUUGGCAGAUCAGCUAACAAGCCAGGUUCAGGCUUUCAGAAGUUUGCUGUUUUACAUCUGCUACUAUGGAUGGGGUGACUUCAGAAGGAGAUCAAACAAGUGCCUUCAAAGCAAUACUUACGAAAUUCUCUAUAUAGUUGUUGUGAUCAUUCCAUUCUGGUCGCGCGUCCUUCAGUGCCUUCGCCGCCUGUUAGAGGAGAAAAAGCCCAUGCAAGGGCUUAACGGCCUAAAAUAUUUCUCAACAGUAGUGGCACUUGUCCUUAGGACAAUAUAUGAUCUCAGGAGACAAACGUUUUGGAGAAUCAUGGCAGCAACAAGCUCAGGAGUUACCACAGUAUACAACACGUACUGGGAUAUAGUUAUAGAUUGGGGUCUUCUGCAAAAGAAUGCCAAAAACCGUUGGCUGAGGGAUAAGCUUCUGAUAUCAAACAAAGCUGUGUACUUUGUGGCUAUAGUAUUGAACGUACUUCUCAGACUAGUUUGGAUGCAGUUGAUUCUUGGUUUUGAAGCACCAUUUCUCCACAGGAAAGCAAUGGUUGCCCUUGUUGCCUGUUUGGAGAUACUUCGCCGUGGAAUUUGGAACUUCUUCAGGUUGGAAAAUGAGCACUUCAACAACGUUGAAAGUUAUCGAGCGUUCAAGACAGUACCGCUGCCAUUUUACUAUGAAGAUGAAAAGAUCAUGUGAGCACACACAAAGGUGCACAUUUUACAAUACAGAUAUCAACACAAGAGACCCUAGAUUAUCUGGCUUCUUCUUCUUU